AUGGUGAAGAACGCAGUCCAAAAGCCAAGUUGUAUCGCCCCACCGCUUCGGCCGUCUCCUACGACUGCUAACCGGACCAUUGCUAAAGAUAGAAACAAAAUCCAAAAGCGCCAAGAGGACUCUGCUGAAAAAUUGCAAGAGGAGAUCGCGGUUAAUAUUAUAUACCUCUCCAAAAACUCUCCCAAAGCAAUACUAACAUCUACAAGCUGCUCCAACAGGAGCAUGAAGCUCUCUGUCAAGAGGCGGUGCAUUGCUGCACAGAUCAUUGGUAACCUGGCAUUAGUUGUCUCAAGAGAAGGAGGAGGAGAUUGCGCCCGCGGCCUCGGAAGGUCUGGAGCUGUCAUUAACCGCAGAUGA
Chaetomium globosum CBS 148.51 is the source of this 357-nucleotide messenger RNA. RefSeq lists its product as uncharacterized. Lineage: Eukaryota; Fungi; Ascomycota; Sordariomycetes; Sordariales; Chaetomiaceae. The record is from RefSeq and is a predicted model, not a curated record. The transcript is spliced from 8 exons. Bases 1 to 357 code for a protein of 118 amino acids.